Molecule: messenger RNA, 1657 nt
Organism: Vicugna pacos (alpaca)
Lineage: Eukaryota; Metazoa; Chordata; Mammalia; Artiodactyla; Camelidae
Product: keratin, type I cytoskeletal 13
Biological process (GO): epithelial cell differentiation; intermediate filament organization
Cellular component (GO): cytoskeleton; keratin filament
Molecular function (GO): structural molecule activity
Source: RefSeq, a predicted model, not a curated record
GAGCCACAGUCCUCGGACAGCUCAGGCCAAGCUCCCACUGCACCUGUGCUCUCUCCAUCUCACUCUCACCAUGAGCUGUCGCCUGCAGAGUUCCUCCGCCAGCUACGGAGGUGGCUUCGGGGGUGGCUCCUGCCAGCUGGGAGGAGGCCGCAGUAUCUCUACUUGCUCAACCCGAUUUGUCUCUGGGGGAUCAGCUGGAGGCUAUGGGGGCGGUGUGAGCUGUGGCUUUGGUGGAGGGGCUGGUAGUGGUUUUGGGGGUGGCUUCGGAGGCAGCUAUGGAGGUGGCUUCGGAGGUGGCCUUGGAGGUGGCUUUGGUGGGGGUUUCGGCGGUGGCUUUGGUGACUUUGGUGGUGGCGAUGGCGGCCUCCUCUCCGGCAAUGAGAAGAUCACCAUGCAGAACCUCAACGACCGCCUGGCCUCCUACCUGGACAAGGUGCGUGCCCUGGAGGAGGCCAACACCGACCUGGAGGUGAAGAUCCGGGACUGGCACUUGAAGCAGAGCCCGGCCAGCCCAGAGCGUGACUACAGCCCUUACUUCAAGACCAUAGAAGAGCUCCGGGAAAAGAUCCUGGCGGCCACCAUUGACAACAACCGGGUCAUUCUGGAGAUUGACAAUGCCAGGCUGGCAGCUGAUGACUUCAGGCUCAAGUACGAGAAUGAGCUGGCCCUGCGCCAGAGUGUGGAGGCCGACAUCAACGGCCUGCGCAGGGUGCUGGAUGAGCUGACCUUGACCAAGACCGACCUGGAGAUGCAGAUCGAGAGCCUGAAUGAGGAGCUGGCCUACCUGAAAAAGAACCACGAGGAGGAGAUGAAGGAGUUAGGCAACCAGGUGGUCGGCCAGGUCAACGUGGAGAUGGACGCCACCCCGGGCAUUGACCUGACCCGCGUGCUGGCGGAGAUGAGGGAGCAGUACGAGGCCAUGGCGGAGAAGAACCGCCGGGACGCAGAGGAGUGGUUCCAGAGCAAGAGUGCAGAGCUGAACAAGGAGGUGUCUUCCAGCACCGCCAUGAUCCAGACCAGCAAGACAGAGAUCACGGAGCUCAGGCGUACGCUCCAGGGCCUGGAGAUCGAGCUGCAGUCGCAGCUCAGCAUGAAAGCCGGGCUGGAGAGCUCACUGGCGGAGACGGAGUGCCGCUACGCCCUGCAGCUGCAGCAGAUCCAGGGCCUCAUCAGCAGCAUCGAGGCCCAGCUGAGCGAGCUCCGCAGUGAGAUGGAGUGCCAGAACCAGGAGUACAAGGUGCUGCUGGACAUCAAGACGCGCCUGGAGCAGGAGAUCGCUACCUACCGCAGCCUGCUGGAGGGCCAGGACUCCAAGUUGACCGGCGUCGCCACAGGAGGAAGCACCACCAGCAGCACCACCACCAUCUCUCGCCGCAGAGAGUAGUAGGCCUUAAAUCUGCCCGGCGGCCCCUCCCUCAUCCAGAGGAGCAGAGAGCCGGCGGUUCCCUGCAGGAGAGAGGGGGGGGACUGCAGGACCCGAGGGUCAGGCACUCUGUUCCCCAGCACCCCGUCUGGACCCCACUCUCCCGAGGGCCUGCACGCCCUGUCUAUCUCCCCGGAGUCUGCUUUCUCUUCUCCCUGACCUAGCUCCUCUGAGUCCUCAGCUUCUCUACUAAAAAGAAAAUUCAAUAAAGUUUCCUGUCUUUUUGCAAACGUA